This is a messenger RNA of Canariomyces notabilis, 4368 nucleotides long. RefSeq lists its product as uncharacterized. Bases 1 to 4368 code for a protein of 1455 amino acids. The record is from RefSeq and is a predicted model, not a curated record. Gene Ontology annotation, molecular function: actin binding; calcium ion binding. The transcript is spliced from 3 exons. Gene Ontology annotation, biological process: endocytosis; endosomal transport; actin cortical patch assembly. NCBI's taxonomy places the organism in Eukaryota, Fungi, Ascomycota, Sordariomycetes, Sordariales, Chaetomiaceae. Gene Ontology annotation, cellular component: mating projection tip; plasma membrane; actin cortical patch.
AUGUAUUCGAACUCCAACACCUUCCUCGGCGGGAACAGCCUGCGUCCUGGCCCUCAACAACAGUAUGGCGGUUCGUUUGGAGCCGGAGCUGGAGCUGGACUGGGAGCUGGUCAACCACUGCAACAACAACCGCAGCCGGGUCCCUUCGCCCCGCAGCCGACGGGCUUCGGACAAGCGCCGCUCCAGCAACAAUACACGGGCUACCCGGGCUUACAGCCGCCGCAAGGGUCCGGGCAGCUCCAGCCGCAGUUUACCGGCUUCAGCCAGACCCCACAGCAGGGCAUGCAGUCCGCAAUGCCGCCCAUGCCUGCGAUUCCGCAACAGUAUCAGCAGCAAUUCCAACAGCAGCGUCAACAGCAGCAGCAGCAGCCAAGUCCUUUUGCCAGCGCCCCGCCCCAGGCGCCUCCCCAGUCAUUGGCAGCACCUCCUACUCCCGUGAAGCCUCAGCCAACCGGCUUCCAGGAGAUGGCCGCCUCUUUCCAAGGUGCAAGCAGUGCAAAGCCCAAGACAACCGCUCCGAAGAAGACGAAUAAGGUCCCCAACAUCCGCCUGUCGUUCAUCACAGCCCAGGAUCAGGCCAAAUUUGAGACACUGUUUAAGUCGGCCGUGGGAGAUAGCCAGACGACCAUGACAGGAGAAAAGGCGAGAGAUCUUUUGUUGCGGUCUAGGUUGGAUGGAGACUCGCUGUCUCACAUCUGGACGCUGGCGGACACGACCAGAUCCGGACAGCUUCAUUUCCCAGAAUUCGCCCUCGCCAUGUAUCUCUGCAACCUGAAGCUCACCGGCAAGACCCUUCCCCAGACCUUACCCGAGAACAUCAAGAACGAGGUCUCUAGUAUGGUGGAUAUCAUCAAUUUUAGUGUUGCCGAAGAGGCUGCAUCUGCUUCCACCCCAAACGUCAACGCGCCUGAUUUCGCCCUUCGGCAAAGCUCUGCGACCCCUCCCACGAUCCAACAUCCGCAGCCGCAGCCAUCCAAUUCGCAACUUCUCCAAGCCCAAAUGACGGGUUUUCCUGCUCAACAGACUGGCUUCUUGGGCCAAAACCUCCAGGCGCAGCCAACGGGGAUGCCCCAGGCUACAGGCUACACUGGCCCCCGACCGCCGAUGCCGCCGAUGCCGACGGGAUUUGGCUCGAGCCUGUCGCCAAAUGUUGGUCCAGGCGGUAUGGUUGCGCCGCUAAAUGCUCAACCAACCGGACGGCCCGGUCAAUGGGGCCUUGUCAACACGCCAGCUUCCGGUCUGCCCAACAUCGACGCUUUGCAGGCUCGCAUGAUGCCUCAGCAGGGCCGCGAACAACAGAACUAUACCACUGCUGGCCUUCAAGGAAACGCCGUGAUUCCUUGGGCUAUCACCAAGGAUGAGAAGACAAGAUAUGAUGCUCUUUUCCGCGCAUGGGACGGAUUGAACAAGGGUUACAUCGCCGGCGCUCAAGCGAUCGAGAUCUUUGGCCAGAGCGGCUUAGACAAACCUGAUCUUGAACGCAUUUGGACGCUCGCAGACAAUGGGAAUAAGGGAAGGCUGGAUCUCGACGAGUUUGCUGUUGCCAUGCACUUGAUCUAUCGCAAGCUCAACGGCUAUCCGAUCCCUAACCAACUGCCCCCUGAGCUAGUUCCCCCUUCCACUAGAAAUCUCAGUGAAUCGCUCGGCACCAUCAAGAACAUGCUCCAUCAGGAAUCGGAUUUCCGUAAGAACUCGGGCGCGGCUUUGUUGCCGCAAAAGACCGGCGUCAGCUAUCUCAAAAGCCACUCAUUUAGGGGCGCUGGAGGAGCUUCUGGCGGCCGUAAGGAUGCAACCGUUUUCAAGAACAAUGAUGACGAGGUCGGGUACCGAUCCAGCGCUCGCCGCAGGGUUGGCACUUCAUCGCCUCGUCCAGAUUCCCCGGCGUCCGUGACGUCCAACGACGAGUUGACGUUAGAUCAGCUGCGGAAGAAGAUCAAGGAGAAGCAGGUACUUCUCGACGCAAUGGAUUUUGCCGAUGAAAAGACUGCCGAGGAGGACGAUAUACUUGACAGGCGCGAUCGCCGCGAGGCUGAGGAACUCUAUCGUCGCAUCAGAAGGAUCCAAGAGGACAUUGAUAAUCAUCCCGAUGCCUCGCUGAUCAGCGGAGAUUCCGAAGCUGAGAGGAGGGCCCUCAAGCGCCAGCUGCAGAAUCUAACCGACAAGAUCCCCGAAUUAGCAUCCCAGGUCAGAAAGACAGAGAAGGCAAUUGCGGAUGCGAGACUAGAGCUUUUCCGUUUGAGGGACGCCAAAGCUCACCCAGGGAGUGCCUCUGCCAUCAUCGGAACGGGCCCUGGCGGUACUAUUACCGAAUCCGACAGGCUCAAAGCACGGGCCAAAGCUAUGAUGCAACAGAGGGCAGCUGCUCUGACGGGCAAGAAGAUCGACGUGGGUAAUGAGGAUCUGGACGCACCGAAGCGGCUUGAGGAGGAGAGUAUCAAGGUGAGAACCGAGAAGGAGACCAAUGAGCGGAUGGUCCGGGAUGUCGAAGAUAGCGUCCGGGAAUUUGCCAGAGGCAUUGAAGAUAGUUUGAAGGAGGGAAGCCAGGAUUCUACGGCCGAGCAUGAACGGCGCCGCUGGGAGGAUGGCCUUGGCGUCGAAGACGAGGUUCGAGAUUUCAUCUACGAUCUCCAGCGAUCGAGCCGUGCCGCGCGUGUCAGGGCACAGGAUCGUCAAGGUGGCCGCCGAGCGACUCAGGAGCCUGUCAGGGCCGAGGCAUCGCCCGUUACUCGGGUGGAAAGUCCUUCCACGGUCUCACGCACCUCUACCCCGACAUCUACUUCGGCGGGUGGAUCCUACUCUUCGUACAAGACACCUGAGGAGCGAGCGGCCUUCAUCAAACAGCAAGCUGAGCAACGCAUGGCCGAGCGGCUUGCUGCUCUAGGCAUCAAGGCGCCAACCAAGCCGGGAGAGACGGCGGCGCAGCGGAUGGAACGCGAAAAAGCUGAGCGGGCUGCCAAGCUGCGGCAGGCCGAAGAGGAAGAUGCUCGCCGGGAGGCCGAGAGACAGGCAAGGAUUGCCGAAGAACAAGGUGCCCCACCGCCCACAGUUCAGGGCCCGAAGGCCGAGGCCAGGAAGCCGCCUCCGCCGCCCAGCCGCAAGGCGGCUAAAGUGGAAGACAAAAGGGCCGAGGAAGAGGCCGCUGCUAAGAAGGCAGAGGAAGAGCGUUUGGAACGCGAGCGGGAGGAACAAGCAAAUGCCGCUCGGGAGCUUGAGGAACGCGCCAGAGCCCAAGAGGAGGAGCUUGCCAAGGAGCGCGAAGCAGCCGAUGCUCGGCUGAAAGCCCUUGAAGAGCAAGUUCGCCAGGGCAAGCUGAAAAAGGAGGAAGAAAAGCGAAAGAAGAAGGCAGCAUUGGCCGAGGCUAAGCAACAAGAGGCUAAGCUGGCUCAGCGCCGAGCUGAGAUCGAGGCUGCCCGUAGGCGAGAGGAAGAACUCCGCAAGCAACUCGAGGCCAUGGAGGAGGAAAGCUCCUCAGACGAUGAAGGGCCGGAACAGAUCACUCCUCAAGCCUCGACACCGACUCUGGGCGGCAGCCAGGUUGGCAGCCAGGAGCUGGAGCGCAAGCCCACACCACCACCGGCUCCCGUAGUCUCUCCUCCGCAGAUUGUAACAUCUAGCCCUCCUGCCGAGACGGAGAGCCGCAACCCCUACUUUAGGAUGAUGUCGCAGUCCUCCGAGUCGUCAUCGGCGCCGGCUGCUCCUCCUGCCCCAGCAGCUCCAGCUCCUCCGGUAGCCUCGCCGCUUCCGCCUCAGCCUGAGGUCUCUACCAACCCUUUCCACCGUAUGACACAGGCCAGUGCGCCGCCUGCCCCGUCAAUCUCGGUAUCUCGGAGACGGGUCGACGAUGAUGGAUGGGGCUCUGACAAGGACGAGGAGGAUGAGGAGUCAGACGACGACAGGCCGGGAGGGCAGAGCGCCGCUCAGCUUGCAUCCAUGUUGUUCGGCACCAUGGGACCCCCUCGUCCGCUGUCUGCAACCGGCGACAAGUCUGCCGCGUCCCCACCGGUGAGCUCUCCGAUCUCGCCGCCGCCGCAGAAGGCUUCACCGCCGCCCACAACAGCAGCGCCUGCACCACCUCCGCCUCCUCCUCCUCCCCCGAUGUCAGGCGCUAGUCCGAGCGCCCCACCGCCGCCUCCUCCUCCGCCGAUGCCCGCUGCUGGAGCGCCAUCAGCACCGCCGCCGCCGCCCCCAAUUCCCGGGAUGGCGCCGCCACCCCCGCCGCCACCCCCGGCGGUCGGCGACAUGCCGGCUCCUCCUAUGGGUGGCCGCCCUGCAGGCUUGCUUGGAGAGAUUCAAGCCGGCAAAGCCCUCAGGAAGACGACCACGAAAGAUAAGAGCGGGGCAGCCGUGGCGGGCCGUGUUCUUGACUAA